Messenger RNA from Lathyrus oleraceus (garden pea), 705 nucleotides. RefSeq lists its product as uncharacterized. Lineage: Eukaryota; Viridiplantae; Streptophyta; Magnoliopsida; Fabales; Fabaceae. The record is from RefSeq and is a predicted model, not a curated record. The coding region runs from base 1 to 705 and encodes 234 amino acids. The transcript has 2 exons.
AUGCUAAAUGAAACCACUUCACCAUCUUCAUCACCAUCUCCACAAUCCCCACCUUACUAUGACCUCUCAUCUGACACUGAACCUUCUGACCCUCACUCCCUAACUCUGGCUCAGAUCCAACACCGUGCUCUGGCCUCUCAAAAGCCACCACACUCUAACCCUGAACCUGAAGUUACUUCCCCACUUCCAGAAAACCCAAACACAACCACCUCUGAACCUCCACUAUCAGAACCAAUCCACUCUGACUCACAACCAUCUGAACCACCACACUCUGAAAUACCCCAACCCACUACCUCCGCCGACCCAACAACUCCCACACUUAACCUAACCAGAGAAGCUGAGGAGAGGGAAAGACAGGAAGUUGAAGAGAAAGCAAGACAAGAAGAACUUCAGAGAAUCAGAGAACUUGAAGCCAAAGCUCUUGCUGAUGCUGAUGCUGAAGCUGAGGCAAAAGCCAAAGCUGACGCUGAAGAAGCAGCGCGCCUUGCUGAAGAGUCUGCUGCCAAAGCCAGAAAUGAUGCACUGACUCAGGGGGAGUCCUGCAACUCUGGAUUCGUCCCUCUGGUCCUGAAGACUCUUGAAGAGCUGCAGAAAGAACAACAGGUAGUUCGAGCUAGACUGGAUCAACAAGACUCUGUCAAUGUAAACAUUCAGAACAUGCUGUCCCAUCUGCUCCAGAGGAUGCCUCCACCUUCAAACCCUUAG